Molecule: messenger RNA, 1128 nt
Organism: Colletotrichum orchidophilum
Lineage: Eukaryota; Fungi; Ascomycota; Sordariomycetes; Glomerellales; Glomerellaceae
Exons: 2
Coding region: 1-1128 (375 amino acids)
Biological process (GO): transmembrane transport
Cellular component (GO): fungal-type vacuole membrane
Molecular function (GO): transmembrane transporter activity
Source: RefSeq, a predicted model, not a curated record
AUGAACAGUCUGGGCGUGUUUAGCACCUACAUAGGCUCGCACCAGCUGUCAAAGUAUGAGGAGGGUACCAUCGGGUGGGUGUUUUCUGUCUACACCUUCUUGAGUUUCGCCUGCGGCAUUUUUGCCGGGCCCUUGUUCGAUAAGUACGGACCCAGGCAGCUCAUUUUGACUGGAUCGGGGUGUCAAGUCGCCAGCAUUAUGCUUCUUGGCAUUUGUACCGAAUAUUGGCAUUUUAUGCUCACCUUUGGCGUGCUGAACGGCAUUGGAACGUCUCCUCUGUUCAGUCCCUCAAUUGCUACCGUAGGCCACUGGUUUCACAGGCGUCGUGGCCUAGCGACUGGAAUUGCUACGACCGGUGGCGCGUUUGGAGGCAUCGCGUUUCCUAUGAUUCUCAAUGCGCUGAUUGACUCUGUUGGGUGGUCCUGGGCCGUCCGCUAUGUAGGCUUCAUCUGCCUCUUUUGUUGCGCUUCGUCCUUGCCACUGGUCAGAGCCAGACUUGCACCUCCUAAAGAUGCGAAAUGGGGCCCUGAUUUCCGGAUACUGGCUGAUCCGGCCUUUGCUUUGACGACAUUGAGCAUUUUCCUGCUAUUUUUCGCAGGAUUCAUACCAUUGACGUAUAUACCGGCAUACAUGUUGAAGGAGGGAUUCAACUCUGACAUCAGUUUCCAAAUACUACCGGUAUUCAAUGCAGCCAGUGCAGUCGGGCGUGUCAUGGCCGGCUGGUGGGGAGAUCGCAUCGGCGUUUUCAACUCCAAUUCGGUUGCCAUCGUGGUCAGCGCUACUGCCACAUUUGCCAUCUGGCUACCUUUCGGAUCGAAAACCGCGGGAAUCGCGUUAUUUGUCGUCAUAUUCGGUCUGGCAAACGGGAACACCACCAGCAUCAGCCCCGUUUGCGUCGGAAAGCUGUGCAAGACUCAGUCCUACGGCCGAUACUAUGCGACGGCCUACACCAUUGCCAGUAUCGGGAGCCUGAUCGGAAUUCCCGUCAGCGGAGAGGUUAUAACAGCUUCACGGGGUGAUUAUUGGGGGAUCAUCGUCCUAACGGGUGCUCUGUACGCCGUGUCUUUCGUGACUCUGUGGGCAGCAAAGGUUGCACGCGUGGGGCCGGGAAUUUGCGUACGGUUUUGA